GAGCGCCAACUCGGAAUCUUCGACAUCAUCUCUGGAUGGAAUAACCGGUCUGGAGGUUGAGGAAAAUGAAACACGACUGGAUUCGACCAAUCUUCAUGUAGGAGAUAGGCCACAUGGGGAGACACACUCGGGCCGUAAUGUUAGUAAGAGAAGUUGUGAAGAAUCGGUGUCGACGUUAUUGCGUUGA
Molecule: messenger RNA, 187 nt
Organism: Acaulospora colombiana
Lineage: Eukaryota; Fungi; Glomeromycota; Glomeromycetes; Diversisporales; Acaulosporaceae
Source: the annotation of a GenBank genome assembly